This is a messenger RNA of Peronospora belbahrii, 327 nucleotides long. The record is from the annotation of a GenBank genome assembly. NCBI's taxonomy places the organism in Eukaryota, Oomycota, Peronosporomycetes, Peronosporales, Peronosporaceae.
AUGCUUAAACAUAGCGUUGUUUACUUCAGCCACUCUGCCAUACUGGUCAGUGGCAUGGCCAGUUUUUUCAUCAGUCGACGGAGAUGGAUGUGUGCGGCUGUACUAAAGACACCUUACUACAUGUUUGCAAGCGGCUACUUGGGACAAAUAAUGAUUAUUUCAACGUCUUUGGCAAGCGGGGAAGAAUUUCUUCCCCUCGGGUCCUCCAGAGGCUUUCGCAAAGUCCUGGAGCUUAAGAAGUUGUCGUAUUUGGUGAUUGACAGACCACGGGUUCAGGUUUCUCAGACAGCAAGUGAUGGCAUGACAAAUAUGAUUGAAGGUGUUUGA